GCAGUAUGUGGCCGUACAGUUUCCGACGACUGACAGUACCUCAGUUCAAAAACGAGGACAGAAGCUUCAGUUCAAUCCGAUCGGAAUCAAUGGCGAAAGCUUUCGCUUCGACGAUCAUCGCCCUCUUAUCCAUGAUUUUCAUUUGCUCUUCAGCCUUUGCAGAAUCCGGAAAUUCACCAUUUAUCGUGGCCCAUAAAAGGGUUUCUCUCAGAAAACUGAAUUCGGAUCUGGAACGCGUGUCCGUCUCCAUUGACAUUUAUAACGCUGGUUCGCUCACAGCGUAUGAUGUAACCCUCACUGAUGAUAGUUGGGCCGAAGAGGUUUUUGAUUCUGUUAUUGGCAACACAUCUCGGACCUGGGAAAGACUUGAUUCUGGUUCCCUUGUGUCGCAUUCAUUUGAGUUGGAAUCUAAAGUGAAAACUGUUUACUAUGGCGCACCUGCUUUGAUCACUUAUAGAAUCCCCACGAAACUGAAGCUACAGGAGGCUUAUUCAACCCCAAUUCUGCCACUGAGAAUUCUAUCAGAACCAACCAGUGACACAAAAAUUGAAAUUGCAAAGAGAUUGCUGGCGAAGUACGGUUCGCAUGUUUCCGUGAUUCUUCUCAUCAUCCUGUUUGCACAGGUCCUCACCACUCCAAGAUCUAGUGCUACAGGGGGUAACAAAAGAAAGCAUUGAAUGCCAACUUUAGGCAGGCUGAGCCAAAACAACGGCUCUUGUGCUGUUAGAUUGACAUACACCAUCAAAGAGGUAGAGAGCUAACCACAUUGAGGAAUUUAUUGUACUUUUCAAUAUAAUUUAAUGGGGUUGGGAAAUGUUUUUUUUUAAAUAAAACAUCAGUAUGAAUUAUCACAAGUUUCUCAAUCCUAUACUACGCCUUUCAAUGGGCGGAGUUUACUCUAUCCAAAU
Messenger RNA from Sesamum indicum (sesame), 908 nucleotides. The record is from RefSeq and is a predicted model, not a curated record. NCBI's taxonomy places the organism in Eukaryota, Viridiplantae, Streptophyta, Magnoliopsida, Lamiales, Pedaliaceae.